Molecule: messenger RNA, 3279 nt
Organism: Orbicella faveolata
Lineage: Eukaryota; Metazoa; Cnidaria; Anthozoa; Scleractinia; Merulinidae
Source: RefSeq, a predicted model, not a curated record
AGGUACAUACUUAUUUCAUCCCUACCACGGACAAAUGUCACGACAAAACUCGCUAUUGUUUACAACAGAAGCUCAUCACAUUGUCAAAGUGAUAUGCCUUUGUUUACUGUGUACAUAUUAAACACAACUUCCCCUGGACAAACAAAACUCCGCUUUCAAAUCUUUUGUUCAUCAAAACACUGAAUAUUAGUGAAUCUACAUGCAAGAGGAAUACGAGAUAUCUUGUGACCCAAAGGUGCACAGGAGACUAGAUCAGGCCAAGCUCUCUCUGAUCAUCAGUCAGAUCAGUCACACAACUUUUUGGAAUUUUUCGUUGUAGUGCUUCUGGCUACCUAUCUCUGUUGUGUAAAUAUCGAUAAUUGUUUAUUAGUUUUUUUAGCAAAAUCAAAUUGUGCAGCAAUCAAAGGUAUCUACCAGAUUUUUGCACUCGAUCUGUCGCAUGACACAUAUCGACACAUAUGAAAGAUGAAAGCCUCAACAUUCUUUUGUCUCUUUAAUAAUGUCUAGGUUUGACCCCUGAUGAGCUUUCUCAUCUUGCUGCAUCAGGUGAUCGAGACUGGCUGUCAACUGACCAUGUAACAUGGGUAUCGAGUCAAUUAAAUACCAUGCAACAGGAUACGAUGGUUUUGUGCCCUAACACCGUAGUCAACUUUGCUAAUGAAAUGAGCAGGAAAAGUAAACUGUUUAACUUUGGAACUCUUAAGCGGCUCGCAUUACUUGUAAAGUCGGGAAAAGAAAUGGCAAGACCUUCAUCGGUGGCAUGAGAAAUUCAGGGAAUCACUGGGUCAUGGAAGUUGUUGAGUUGCGGCCCUUCAAGCGUAUCAUAUACUGUGACACGCUGGCUUGGGAUCCCCCGUCAAAUAUUUUAGAAGUGGUAAACAGCUUUACAAACCACAGACCCCCUGUUGGAAGUUACGAUAGUUCUAGCAUUUGCACUGUUCACUCCCCUUUGGCUACGUCUUCUCAAUUGGUCCAGGUCCUGGAGAUGUCGUAACUACCCAUUUCAGACUUGGUGUGGCAUAUGUGGAGUCAUUGCUGUCAUCAGUGCAGUGCUUGCGACAUUAGACAGAACACUUUUUCAGUUCUUCAUUGGCCCCUAUGUUAAAGAGGCAAUCUAUCUACAAUGCCUGAGCCAACAUUUCUACUGUUUGAGAAGAGUCUUGAUGUCCUGGUUUGCUGAAGGCCGCAUCGACAUUGAUUAUGUUUUGCUGCAGCCUGGCUGGCGCGAUAAUGUUGCAACUAAGUCUAACCACUCCUUUAGCCUACGCCGAGACACGGCUGGCAAUUCCAAGAAAAACUUCAAGUUAUCACUUGACCGUAAAGCGCUGUCAUCGUGUGGGUCGACUCCAGGAACAGCACAGGGUCAUUCACCCUCUUAAGAACAUUCAGUUCCAGCAGCUUCUUCAGCCCGCUCUGCUACUAGGACCCACACCUAUGUGUCUGAAGCAAGUAAUUCCUUGAAUAGUUCAGCAUGGAUGCUCGGCCAUUCAGCGUCUCCAAAUGUAAAUUCAUCGCCUUCUUCAAAGAACUCCCCUUCAGCCAUGAAACGGAAUUUGCCAUCGAAUAAAAAUUCCUCCUUAAAUCUGAAAAGGCCCUUGUCCAAAAUGUCGUCUUUGUCCGAGAAAUCCAAAAUGUUUAAACACUCCUCAAGUGAGCAACCACUUACUGCUAAAGAAGCAAGACCCUCUACCCAUAGAGAUCCAUCCUCAUCACUCAAUGACACGUGCAACAGUACUUCAGCAGCUAGACCACAAUCAAAGACAGCCAUGUCCUGUGCACUAGGUAGUUCAGGGGCAGCGUCAAUGUCUAGCAGAAGUAGCAACAAUCCUCGCAAUCAUCCAUCUCGCACUGCAGAACCUCCAAAGUCUUCUGCUAUGACAACCACUUCUCCACAGACUGAAAGUGGAAACGAGUCGUCUCAUCCGGAACCGCUUCCAAAGGUUGCAAGUCAGUUUCAGUGUCAAGAUUGUGGCUUGCAGUUAAGCAGCAGAAACUGCUUAUACAAACAUAAAAUGAGAAAGCACAAGACCACUAAUGAGGGUCCUAAAGCUAAGGAAAGCAAACAUGUUUGGCUGGAGUGUACAGGAAAACAGUCAAGGAGGACCCCCCUUCAGUGAUGGACUGAGUACUGUUGACUGGAUAGAGUGUGGCAACUGCAAAGUCUGGGUUCACAUAUUAUGUGACUAUGUAUGUAUAUGUGACUUUGUAUACUAACUAUGUAUGCUGCAUGUGUCAUACUCCAUAAUUGAGGGACAGCAUCGUCUUGAGCAUUAAGGGGAAAGGGUGUCAGAGAAUGUUCAUGGUCUAUGGCAGAAAGUUCCAAAUUUUCCUGACAAUUUUUGAAUUUGUCUGACAUCAUUUUGAUAAGGUAAGCUCUGCCCACAGGGCAUUAGGUGUGAAAUCACUUUCAUAGCAACCUUGUUUCGAUUUCUCAACAGAGAUGACCAUUUUUUUGCAAUUUUUCUUUCAUUAACUUUUUUCCCAAAUUAUGAUUAGUGAGUCUGAACUAUAUUUGUGCUUUGUUAGAUCACAAAGAGAUUUUUAGUUUUUAGGGUUUGUCUGAGGUUUUUAGGAAAUCCCAAAAUGCAAGAUGGCAGAUCCAAGGCGACAGAAUCUGAACAGCUUUCACAUUACAGAUAACAAUUAUCUGUUAAAAUCGUACAUUUUUGAGAGGACUAUGAUCUGUCUGAUUUUCAUCCUUGUACUUGUAUACCUUUUGAAUUAGCAUGUAUGCAUUUUCUGUCCUCCCACUCCAAGAAUAUCUUUCUAUCUGCCUGUCUGUAUGUAUGGAAAUGGAGGUAAGCAAUAGUAAGAAAAACUGUCUUUGGUGUGUGGGCACACUAAGGUAAAUCACAGUGUAGUGGUAGUUGUAAAACACCUAUCCCAGUUUAGUGGAUUACAUAAUUAGUAAACAUUCAUAUAUAGGCUUAGAUACAUGAGGCCCUAUUAGGGGUUUUCAGGAAACGGGAUAUUUAGGUAAAAUAAAAAUAGCAUACGUAUUAUAUAUUUAACAAUUAUUCUACGAACGUGCAUGCGUUGGAUAGGACAGUUGGCUAUGAUCAUCUCAUAUCCAAUAAGCGCGAGUGGAAUAAUUGUUUUUUUAAAGUGCCACUUCGAUGAAAUUUUCGAUAUCCAUUUUUUUACAUUUUCGUACACAAUAGGUCUUUCCUAGAUCUCUUGCCAAUUUUCAAUCUGUUACAAACAUUAGAAUUCGCGGUUUUUGGACCUUUAUUUCUGAAAAUUUAUGGCCGCCAUUAAUUUUCCUUGUUCCAAGUCUUG